Molecule: messenger RNA, 846 nt
Organism: Podospora pseudocomata
Lineage: Eukaryota; Fungi; Ascomycota; Sordariomycetes; Sordariales; Podosporaceae
Exons: 1
Coding region: 1-846 (281 amino acids)
Biological process (GO): vesicle-mediated transport
Cellular component (GO): Golgi apparatus
Molecular function (GO): GTPase activity; GTP binding
Source: RefSeq, a predicted model, not a curated record
AUGACUUCCCAACCCGCCUGGGACUAUAUCGCAAAGCUAGUAUGCAUAGGCGACUCAGGCUGUGGUAAAUCCUCCCUGACCAUACGUCUCUGCGAAGGCCGCUUCGUUACCCAUCAUGACGUAACCAUCGGCGUGGAGUUUGGCUCCCGCAUCGUCCCCGUCGGUCCCCCUUAUUCCACCACCACAGAAGAGUGCUCUACCUCAACCCCAAUACCGUCCACCCCGUCUUCCCCAAAACCUGCCAACGGCAAGCCCCCAGCCGGCCUCCCAAAACCUCCAACAGUCCCUACCCCCCAGUCCGAAGCAGCCGCUGCUGCCUCCCAAAAGCACAUGAAGCUUUCCCUCUGGGACACUGCCGGACAAGAAACGUACAAGUCCGUCACGAGAUCCUACUUUCGCGGCGCAUCUGGUGCGCUCUUGGUCUUCGAUCUCACCCGCAAGUCCACCUUUACGCACGUCACCGACUGGCUCAACGACCUCCGCCAGAUCGCCGAGCCCGACAUCGUCGUUGUUCUCGUGGGUAACAAGGCCGAUCUGGCCUCGCCAGAAGCAGAGGGAGGGCAGAACAAGCGCGAGGUCUCACGGCAAGAAGCGGAGGAGUGGGCCCGUAGGAAUGGCGUGCUUGAAUACGUCGAAACUAGCGCAAAGAGCGGGGAGGGAGUAGAAAAGGCCUUUAUGAGAGUAGCCGAAAAGAUUUUUGGGAACAUUCAACAGGGGAAAUACGACUUAAAUGACAGGAGGUCAGGCGUGAAGGGACCGAACUUUGGGGGGCCGCCAGGGAGCUCGGGGGGCAAGCCGGUGAGGUUGACGAACAGUGCGAAUAAGAGCUCGGGCGGGUGCUGUUGA